GUGCGUUCGUUAUUUUGGUCUGAGUUCUCCGAGCUUGACUUUACCGUUCGUUUAUUCAAAAAGUGUACUCGGUGUAUCCUCAUUCGCGUUCGUUUAUUAAAAUUUCUGGCACUUUUAUACAGGGUUCAACUGCUCUGUUCGCUCGCUGGUCACGUGGUUACGGCUCCGCUCUGCACGCUCUGCUCUUCGAGCAAAAUACCGAACGCAAGGAUAGAAAGGUCCGGCUCUGUCUACUAGUAGGGUACUAUAGUACUAACCUAAAAUAUUCUAGUAUUUGUUUUGUUUACUUGUGUUAGUUUUGUAGUUUGUGCCUGCAAUUUCCAAAUUACUUUAGUGCAAAUUGCAUAUGUAUACAUAUACAUAGUAUAGAAAUUACAAAUGAAUGAAAAGGUCUGUGAUUGGAACAUGAACUUAUUUUCAAAAUAGAUUGAAAUAGACUAGAUCGCUAGAGCGCAACCCAAACUAGCUGGGUUCUGGUUUUAUUUUAGUAGUUUUAGUAAGUACCCUCAGUGGCCUCAGUACCCUCACACAAAACGGUGUAAAAGUUACAGAGAAGUGUGAAGUUCAGUGACCUGAAAUCAAAUACUAGUGUUUAGCAAAAUUGCCUUUAUAUACUCAAGUACCUAGAUGAAACUGAUAAUGAAUCAAUUCAAAAAUAAAAUGGAGGUGCCUGUUGAAGGGUGUACCAGUACCUGUACCAAUGUAUGUGAGUGCAAUGACCAUUAUAGCAAACGUGAUGAAGCAUUUAAAUUCAAAGUCCCACCUGAAGCUCCAGUUUUUGAACCUACAGAGGAAGAAUUUUUGGACCCUUUAGCUUACAUUGCUAAAAUUAAACCCAUUGCAGAAAAAACCGGGAUAUGUAAAAUUAAACCACCAGCGAAAUGGCAACCUCCGUUUGCUGUAGAUGUGGAUAAGUUGAGGUUCAUUCCGAGGAUACAAAGGCUUAAUGAAUUGGAGGCAACGACACGGGUAAAAUUGAAUUUUCUCGAUCAAAUAGCUAAAUUUUGGGAGUUGCAAGGAUCAUCUCUGAAAAUUCCUAUGGUAGAAAAAAAAGGUCUUGAUUUAUACACAUUACAUAGAAUAGUAAAACGUGAAGGUGGUUUUAAUGAAGUUACUAAACAAAGGAAAUGGACCAAAGUAUCAAUUCAUUUGGGUUACCAAAUUGGCCAGAAUGUUGGACCAAUUCUGAAGCAGCAUUAUGAAAGGUUAAUAUAUCCAUUUGAUGUUUCUAAAGAAGGAAAAAAGGUUCCUAUAACCAUUGAAAUCAAUGAGGGGAGGCGGCAUGAAAUACCUACAGAUAAAGACUAUAAACCGCAUGGCAUUGUCAAUCGCAUGGCGGUGAAGCCCCCAUCAGUUAAUAAUUCUAGAAGACCUAAAAGAUUUAAGACCACUGAAAGUGAUAAGACUGAAAUAGAACUUGAAAUCAAAGAACAAAUAUGUGAAGAAGCUAAGAAUAAGGGUGAUGAUACGGAUGGUGGUAAUAAAGAUAAAAGUAAUGAACUAAAACGACUUCAGUUUCUUGGAGCUGGGCCCAAAAUAGCUUUAUAUGACGAAAAAAUAGAAUUUAAACCCAGAGCCAAACGUCAUAUUGCAUACAAUGUUGAUCCAUUAGCAAAAUAUAUCUGCCGUAACUGUAACUGUGGCGACACGGAAGAAUACAUGCUGCUAUGCGACGGUUGUGACGACAGCUAUCACCCUUAUUGUUUGAUUCAAUCAUCAGCAACUAUUAUCUCAAAAGGUGAUUGGAUGUGUCCCAAUUGUGUUGCAGAAGAAGUAUCUAAACCUAUGGUAGCUUUUGGGUUUGAACAGGCCGAGAGGGAAUAUACUUUACAACAGUUCGGAGACAUGGCUGAUAGUUUUAAGUCAGAUUAUUUUGAUAUGCCAGGUCAUAUGGUUCCAACCAGUACGGUUGAACGGGAAUUUUGGCGCAUUGUGUCUACAAUAGAUGAGGAUGUGAUGGUAGAAUAUGGAGCCGAUUUACACACGAUGGAUCAUGGGUCUGGGUUUCCUACAAAAUUAUCUUCAAACCUUUUGCAAGGGGAUAAAGAAUAUGCGGAAUCCAGUUGGAAUUUGAAUAACUUACCUGUACUUGAUGGAUCAGUUUUAGGUUAUAUUAAUGCUGAUGUAUCAGGAAUGAAGGUUCCAUGGAUGUAUGUUGGUAUGUGCUUUGCAACAUUUUGCUGGCACAACGAAGAUCACUGGGCCUAUUCUAUUAACUAUCUUCAUUGGGGUGAACCUAAAACAUGGUAUGGAGUUCCAGGUAGUGAGGCGGAAAAAUUUGAAGAAACGAUGAAAUCGGUAGCUCCCGAAUUAUUCCAUUCUCAACCGGAUUUAUUGCAUCAACUCGUCACAAUUAUGAAUCCAAAUAUUCUUAUGAAUGUUGGUGUACCAGUUUACAGGACCGAUCAGCAUGCUGGAGAAUUUGUUGUUACUUUUCCGAGGGCUUAUCAUGCAGGAUUCAACCAAGGGUAUAAUUUUGCUGAAGCAGUGAACUUUGCUCCUGCGAACUGGUUGAGAAUGGGUAGGGAAUGUAUGCUACAUUAUUCACAUUUAAAGAGAUUUUGUGUAUUUUCCCACGACGAGCUUGUUUGCAAAAUGGCGCUGGAUAAUGAUAAGCUGGAUUCAGCUGUUGCAGCUGAAACCUAUCAGGACAUGCUUGUUAUGAUGGACACUGAAAAGAAAUUACGGAAAACGCUACUUGAUUGGGUGAGUUGACUUACUGUAAAUUUAAAAUCUGGAAUUUGUUUCCACAUCAAACACAGGGCCGAUCCUAGCAGCUAUGGGAUCACGAAACUCGAUCCCGUUCAAUCGAGCAAUCGUCUAUCGAGUCGACAAACUCAUUCAUGGUGUUCGAUCGAGAGGAGAAUCGAGAAACUCGAUUCGAUUUUUUUUUUGGACACGCUCUGAAACUUAGUGAGCAAGUGCCAAGGACAAAAAGACCAAAAACAGAAGAAAAUAUAAACAUGCAUUUUCUUGGGUACGUUAGGAUGUAUUAUAAGGUCUGUUCCCACAGAAAUCACAAACCAGUCAGAGCGAAUUUCAUUGAUUGAAAAUAGUCAGGAAACUGUUUUUUUGCAAUUUGGACAAAUCAAAAACGCUCUGACUGGUUUGUGAUUUCUGUGGAAACAGACCCUAUAUUAUCGGUCUAUAAUGUUGUACGUCUUCCGAUUCGAUCUCCAACCGUUUCUGUGAAUCCAGGCAUCUUCCUCCAAGCCCCUAUCUCUCAUUUCCUCGUCUACUCCACUUUUCAGCUUCUUCUUGGGCCGCUGCGUCUUCUUCUUCCCCCUGGCUUCCACUCAAUGAUUUGCUUGUAUAGUCUCGUAUCUGCCAUUCUUUAUACGUACAUGUCAGAACCAAACUACCAAAUCAGUUGUUUGUCUUCAACUUAUCUACCUACUAUUGUGUAGCUUUCGCUUACGUUCAUAAUUUCUCUAAUUCCCUGGUUUGUUGUCCUUUCCA
Ceutorhynchus assimilis (cabbage seed weevil) is the source of this 3459-nucleotide messenger RNA. Lineage: Eukaryota; Metazoa; Arthropoda; Insecta; Coleoptera; Curculionidae. The record is from the annotation of a GenBank genome assembly.